AUGGCCACAAGGCUCGGCAAGACCCUGACGGAGGUGCGCAAGAGCGGUGAGUGCUGGUGGUUGCGACCGGAUGGCAAGACGCAGGUGACGAUUGAGUAUAUGCAGCAUCCCGAUGGUAGUGUGGAGCCCAAGAAGAUCCACACUGUGGUGAUCUCCACCCAGCACGCGGAGCCCUCCAAGGCCAAGCGCACCCAGGAAUGUGCUGGCUACACUGGUGCGGAGAUGGUGGCCCCCAGCAUGGAGCAGAUGAACAAGGAGAUUGAGGAGAAGGUAAUCAAGCGGACGCUUCAGUCGAUCAAGCUGAAGAGCGGCCAGCCGGCCAUCAGCUUGUACGGCAGCCACACCCACCUGCACAUCAACCCUUCCGGCAAGUUCAUCAUCGGCGGGCCCCAGGGCGAUGCAGGCUUGACUGGUCGGAAGAUCAUCAUUGAUACGUAUGGAGGCUGGGGAGCCCAUGGCGGUGGUGCCUUCUCUGGCAAGGACCCUACCAAGGUGGACCGAUCAGCUGCCUACAUCUGUCGUCAGAUGGCCAAGUCCGUGGUGAACAGCGGCUUGAGUGCUCGCUGCCUGGUGCAGCUGUCCUAUGCCAUUGGCGUGGCAAAGCCCUUGUCCCUGUUUGUGGAGACCUAUGGCAGCGAGAAGGGCAGCCUUGACGUUGACUCCAUCACCAAGGUCCUGAAGAUCGAGUUCGACUGCCGCCCUGGUGCCAUCGCCCAGUCCUUGGCUCUGCGUGAGCCCAAGUACCAGGAGACGGCGGCUUACUGCCACUUCGGCCGCGAGCCCUGCACGAAGGGAGGCAUCAAAUUCUUCGAGUGGGAGAACCCCAAGGACCUGUCUAAGUACAAGGCCAUGAGCACGGAUCAGGUGGAUGCUGCGCUGAAGGGCAGCACCUACCUGACAAAGUGGGUGGACUAA
This is a messenger RNA of Symbiodinium sp. CCMP2456, 915 nucleotides long. The record is from the annotation of a GenBank genome assembly. Lineage: Eukaryota; Dinophyceae; Suessiales; Symbiodiniaceae.